CGGUGCUGCCGCCCGGUACGCGCCGCUGAGAGUGGCCAGGCGGGCAGCCCGGCGGUGGCAGCGGCAGGCCCGAGGGCUCUGGCAGGACCCGGCGCCGCGCCGCACGGAGGCGGCGGGAGCAGCGGCCGGGCUCGGCGGGGGGAGGCGGGGCCGGGCGGGCGCUAGCGAGCGGCGGCGGCAGAGCGGCAGGGGCGCGGCGGCGGCAUGGCUUCGUCGCAGGGCAAGAACGAGCUGCGGUUCGCCGACUGGAUGGCAGCGCUGCCCAGCAGCAUCCACCGCACCCCACUCACCAACCUGGCCAUCCCAGGGUCUCAUGACUCAUUUAGCUUCUACAUUGAUGAAGCCUCUCCAGUUGGGCCUGAACAGCCAGAGACGGUCCAGAAUUUUGUGUCGGUUUUUGGGACUGUGGCUAAAAAGCUGAUGAGGAAGUGGCUGGCUACACAGACCAUGAACUUCACCAGCCAGCUGGGGGCAGGUAUAAGGUAUUUUGAUCUUAGAAUUUCCACCAAGCCCAGAGACCCAGACAACGAACUCUACUUUGCUCAUGGUUUAUUCAGUGCCAAAGUCAAGGAGGGUCUGGAAGAGAUCAAUGCAUUUCUCACUGACCACCCAAAAGAAGUGGUCUUCUUGGACUUCAAUCACUUCUAUGGGAUGCAGAAGUAUCAUCAUGAAAAGCUUGUCCAAAUGCUCAAAGACACGUAUGGGAACAAAAUGUGUCCUGCGAUAUUUGCCCAUGAAGUCAGCCUCCAGUACCUGUGGGAAAAGGAACACCAAGUGCUGGUGUUCUACCACAGUCCAGUGGCUCUCGAGGUACCAUUUCUUUGGCCAGGCCAGAUGAUGCCAGCUCCCUGGGCAAACACAACAGAUCCGGAAAAACUGAUCCAGUUCCUCCAGGCGUCAAUCACUGAAAGAAGAAAGAAGGGCUCCUUUUUUAUAUCUCAAGUAGUGCUGACACCAAAGGCUAGUACAGUGGUGAAGGGGGUUGCAAGUGGUCUCAGAGAAACAAUCACAGAAAGGGCUCUUCCUGCAAUGAUGCAGUGGGUCCGAACUCAGAAACCAGGAGAAGGUGGUGUGAAUAUUAUCACCGCAGAUUUUGUAGAACUCGGUGACUUUAUCAGCACAGUAAUAAAGCUCAACUAUGCCCUGGAUGAAGUCACACGUGAAAAAUUGCGACUGCAUUACACAACACAUGCAGUGUCUCAGCUGGUGUAAACCCACCUGGCUCUAUCUUCAAGUUUACACAGGAUGACAUGUUCAGUACUGAUCCAGCCUGCAGUGAUCUGGACCAAAUAGCAGCUGGUCCUGGAGUCUGAUUCCUGCCUUGCGCGCAGAGGGGUAAGAUCAGAAUCAGACCACAAGAGCCUAAUUUUAAAAUCAGUGGGUUAUUGCAUUCCUUUCUGUUGGUUACUUUACUGGUUUUGUAGGUCCUGCCAUAUCAAGCCAUCUUCUGAACAUACAUGUGUGUGUAUAUAUACAUACAUCUGUGAGAGGAAAUGUAUGACCUUGUAUGCUCAGCUAAGUCUUUCUGUCAUACUCAUACAAAUCUAGACCAUUUCUACUAACUUCAGAGUAGUUAUUAAACCUUUACCCUGGGAUGAGAGGGAGCAGAUAGUCAGUGUGUAGUAAGUAUAUGCUGUGUUGUGAAAGAAAUCUAAAAUUUUGGAGCUUUACUCCACGUAUCAAAAAAGUAGAGUACCCUGAAAACACUAGUCCAGUGCUGUUUAUCCUGACUGUAUUAUAUGGAGCAUUAGAUAUUAGCAACUGAGUAGGCUGUUUGGUCAUUUCAAGAGUUCAGGUAAUACUAUUUUAAACUUCUAAACUCCUUUUCAGUGAUGUAAAAGCUAGUAGUGUAUACGGUGUACUUACCAUAUCUCAGUGGUAGCUUCUGUGUUACAUACAAUCAAUGUUGUUCUGAAUUGUGUGUGUUCACCCAAUGAUGAGGUUAAAAUAUGCUGUAUAGUAUGUGCAAUGUAUUGAUUACAAGUAUGCUGGAGUUCAGUGAUCUAUUUUGUUUUUACUGUGCUGCUGUUUUGUAGGUUUGUGUGUGUAUGGGAGUAUGGAUUGUCUACAACUUGCAAGAAAAUAAUAAUAAAUCCUAAAGGGAAAGGACAGUUAUGUAACCUGCCUUAAUGCAUUCGUAUAAUAUUGUUUAAAUCCCAUAAUUAUCAGUUCUGAUUUCAAAUGUCAGUCCGUGGGGCUCACUUCUUGGCACUGAACAGUUAACUUCAAGUUACUUGGAGCUCACUUAUGGUAAAUAAGGAAUAGGAUGUUUGCCUGUUUUACUGCCUUGAUUGUAGGGGGUGGCAAAGACAUGCUUUCAAGUGUGAUACAGAUCAAAUCACUUCUGUACACACAGAGCUCCUGCUGAUGCUAGUGGAAAUUCUGAUCAUGUAUUUGAAUGGUCUAAAAUUCAUCUUUGGGGAUACAAUCAUGAUCGGAGGGUGGUGAUGCCCUGCCCUUGGGGAAGUGCCUGGAUACUGUGUAGUACUAUUACUGUCCUGUGCCGGAACAUAGCUGUAAAUUUGCUGGAAGAACUUUGAACUGUGCUCCACUCGAG
This is a messenger RNA of Falco peregrinus (peregrine falcon), 2557 nucleotides long. RefSeq names its product phosphatidylinositol specific phospholipase C X domain containing 3 (gene PLCXD3). Lineage: Eukaryota; Metazoa; Chordata; Aves; Falconiformes; Falconidae. Gene Ontology annotation, cellular component: synapse. The coding region runs from base 205 to 1212 and encodes 335 amino acids. Gene Ontology annotation, molecular function: phosphoric diester hydrolase activity. The record is from RefSeq and is a predicted model, not a curated record. Gene Ontology annotation, biological process: lipid metabolic process. The transcript has 4 exons.